Messenger RNA from Carassius carassius (crucian carp), 3073 nucleotides. Its product is annotated as opioid growth factor receptor-like. The record is from RefSeq and is a predicted model, not a curated record. NCBI's taxonomy places the organism in Eukaryota, Metazoa, Chordata, Actinopteri, Cypriniformes, Cyprinidae. The coding region runs from base 120 to 2567 and encodes 815 amino acids. Gene Ontology annotation, molecular function: opioid growth factor receptor activity. The transcript has 8 exons. Gene Ontology annotation, cellular component: membrane.
UUCCUUGAACUAGAAAUGCUUUCGAUUCACCACAAGCCUUUCACUUUCUCUUAACAGUGGAAGUGUUGAGUACGCGUUGUUCAACUAGUUAUUCAAGUUCAACUAGUUAUUUUCGCUCGAUGAGCUUUAAAAGAGCUCUGAGGGUUUUGUGCUGGGGUCUGUAUAGGUUUUUUCGUGCUUUGCCUGCUUUGGGUUGGCGUGUUCUUAGUAAAUUUAGUUUGAGAUUUACUCGUCAGAUUAACAUGUCAGGUGAUGAGUGCGAGUAUGACUCUACAUGGGAGGAUGGAGACGAAUAUAAAAAACACAGGAAGAAGAACGUUCACCACUAUGGAGAGAGUCGCAGGAACAUGUUUGCCGCAAGGGACAUGCAAAAAUUUCGACAUAGUUGCCGGGGCUUGGAUAAUAUUAGUGAUGAUGAUGAUGGUGCUGGUGAACAAGAUACAGACUACUUCUAUAACCUAGAAUUUUACCGUGGUAAUAUAAGAUCUUCCCCUGAUGAACUUUACAUCAGUGAUUUUCACCAGCAGUGGCAGGGUCAAUAUGAAUGGCUGGAAGAUGUCCACUCCUACAUUCAAUGGUUGUUUCCAAUACAAGAGCCGGGGGUGAAUUGGAGAGCACAUGUGCUCUCGAAAAAGGAAAUAAAGCUUUUCCGUAAAGACGAAGAAGCAAAGAAAAAAUUGGUGCAAUCAUAUAAGCUCAUGUUGGAUUUCUACGGUAUACAUUUGACCGAUGAAUCAACAGGAAAGGUGACUCGUGCUCCUAACUGGAAGGACCGCUUUAGAAACCUGAACAGACAUACACAUAACAACUUGCGCAUCACACGCAUCCUGAAGUGCUUGGGGACUCUAGGAUUGAAGCAUUACCAGGCACCUCUGGUCAGGUUUUUCCUCAAUGAAACUCUUGUCAUGGGAGAGCUUCAAAAUGUGAAGAAAAGUGCAUUAGAUUACUUUAUGUUUGCUGUAUUGGACAAAUCAGACAGAAGAGAGCUGGUUAAAUUUGCCUACGAGCAUUUCAAUCCUCAGAAAAACUUUGUCUGGGGUACCAUGAAGAUUCUGUCAGGUCAGGUGGAUAAACAAAACUGCAAAAACGAAAACAUGGACCAGCCAACAGAGAAUAAUAGUAGUAAUGCAGAAGAUCAGCAGAAAAGGGAGAAUCUCCAUGAAAGCAAACACAAAACUAACAAAACAGACACCAGUCAUCCUCUUAAAGAGAUGCAAAGUAAAAAAGAUAACCAAACUAAAGAUGAGCAAGUUACUCCAAACACAUUGACAGAAACAAAUAGUGAAAAUGAAAAUGAGGGUGUAGUAAAAAAAAAAAAUCAAGAUUUGAGUGUUGGGGUCGGUGAAGAUAAUGAAAACACACCAUCAGCAAACAAGUCUCAUGGUCAUGGUGCUGUUAGUGGUUCUCACCAAACUGAAGACAAGAGAAAAAAAGAUCACCAAAAUAACGAUGAGCCAGCUAUUCCAAAAAAAUCAACAGAAACAAAUAGUGAUCAGUUGGAAAAUAAAGACAGACAAUGCAGCUCAGAAAAUGGGGAUGUAGUAAAGCAAAAUCAUGAAAUUAGUGUAAGUGAUGAUAAUGAAAACAUAGCACCGGCUAACAAGUCUCAUGAUCAUGAUGCUUUUGAUGGUUCUCACCAAACUGAAGAGGGGUCUGUAUGUCAGGUGCAUGAUGAAAAAUUGAAGGAUGAAACUGAAGAUAAAGGAUUACAAGAUAACAAAAAAAGGUUGAAUCCCCAUGAGAGCGAACAUGAGGAUAGUCAUUCUCUUGAAGAGAUAAAAAGUACAAAAGAUCACCAAAAUAAAAGUGAGACAGUUAUUUCAAACAAAUUGACAGAAUCAAAUAGUGUCAAUGUUAGUGAUGAUAACAAAAACACAGCACCAGCGAACAAGUCUCAUGGUCAUGAUGCUGCUAGUGGUUCUCACCUAACUGAAGAGAAGAGAAAAAAAGAUCACCAAAAUAACGAUGAGUCAGCUAUUCCAAAAAAAUCGACAGAAACAAAUAGUGAUCAGUGGGAAAAUGAGAGCGGACAAUGCAGCUCAGAAAAUGGCGAUGGAGUAAAGCAAAAUCAUGGAAUGAGUGAUGAUGAUGGUGUCGGUGUUAGUGAUAAUAAUGAAAACAUAGCACUGGCUAACAAGUCUCAUGGUCAUGAUGCUUUUGAUGGUUCUCACCAAACAGAAGAGGGGUCUUCAUGUCAGGGGCAUGAUGUGGAAAUGAAGGAUGAAACUGAAUAUAACGGAUUAGAAGAUAACCAAAAAAGGUUGAAUCCCCAUGAGAGCGAACAUGAAGUUGAAAAAAUAGGGGCUAGUCAUUCUCCUGAAGAGAUGAAAAGUAAAAAAGAUAAGCAAAAUAAGAAGGAGCCAGUUAUUCCAAACGAAUCGACAGAAGCAAAUAGUGUCAAUGUUAGUGAUGAUAAUGAAAACACAGCACCAGCAAACAAGACUCAUGGUCAUGAUGCUGCUAGUGGUUCUCACCAAACUGAAGUGGGGUCUUCAUGUCAGGUGCAGGACGUCGAAAUGAAGGACGGAACUGAAAAUAAACAUGAAAAAUCAGAAAAUGAGCAGUAAAGGGUGAUGCCAGUUAGUCCAAACAAAUUGACAGCAAUAAAAAAUGACUUAUUAGGGAGCGAAUGAGAGCAGCUCAGAAAAUGGAAGUGUAGAAAAGCAACGUCAAGAGAUGAGUGAUUGUGAUGAUAUCGAUUUUUAACACCAGCAAACAUGUCUCAUGGUGAUGAUGUUAGUGGUCCACAUCAAACUAAAGAGUCUUCAUGUGAGAUGUCUGACACGUCUCAUGGGGAUGAUAAGGAUGGGUUUAUGGACAAAAAUAUAUUGUGAUGUCCUUUAUGAGUUAAGUUAUACUGCUAUUCUUAAAGAUGACUGUUUUUUUUCUUGCUUAGCAGAUUGUCAUAAGGGAAAAAAUAGCAUUAUAAAAGUACAUAUUAGGAAAUGUAAUAUAUUGAUUUUUGUCUUUUUUAUGGAUUGUAGUGAUGAAUUGUUAAUAUACUGAUAAAUUGUUAAUUGUUAAAUUGCUGUUAACUGCUAAAAAGUUUAAUUUAAUCUCUUCACCGACAAAA